AUGGACGACGGUGGAGAUCUGCAACAGGAAAUCCUCAAGAAGACGCUGCAGGAGGUAGCCCAUGAGGAUGAAAAUGGCGCCGCCAAUCCCUGCGUCAUAUGUCUAGAUACCAUCACUGAGCCCGGAGUCACAAUACCAUGCAAGCAUGCCAACUUCGACUUUCUGUGUCUUGUUAGCUGGCUGGAACAGCGUCCUUCUUGUCCUCUUUGCAAAAGUGAAAUCACUGCAGUGAAGUAUGACCUCCAAGCAGCGGCAGGUCCAAAGAUUUAUCGCCUCCCCAAGCAACUCAAACCACCAUCAACAACUGCUGCUUCGCAGCCGUCACAGCCCGAUUUCGCUCGAUUUCUCGAACGCCAUGGUCCCCGUCCGCGAAGGCGCGUUCCGCGUCCCAGAGCCCCGGAGCCAGAUGACCCGUUGAUACGACGACGACAGGUAUACCGCCACCAGCUCUUUUCUCUACGCGUCGGCUCGAACCGGCUAUCUAAAUAUCGGGAGCUUACACCCCAACUAUUUAACGAAGACGAAGAACUUGUCUCACGGGCCCGGAAAUGGAUCAGGCGGGAAUUGCAAGUCUUUAGUUUCUUAAAUCCUGACGGAGAGGAUAGUGGUACACAGAGAGUUGGACGGGCAGGAGAACAGAGGCUCUCGUCGCGCAGGGCAAACAAUGCAGAGUUCCUGCUGGAAUAUAUCAUUGCAAUACUGCGGACAGUCGAUAUAAAGGGCAGUGCGGGCCAGGCGGAGGAAUUACUCCAGGAAUUCAUAGGCAGGGACAAUGCUCGAUUAUUCCUGCACGAGCUACAAGCGUGGCUACGAAGUCCUUACACCUCUCUGCAGGAUUGGGACCGGAAUGUACAAUAUGGGGAUACUAUAGGCCAAGCCGGGCCUUCGACUGCCAGUUCAGAACGCAGCAGUACUGCAUCUUCUCGCGCCUCAUCGACUCCUGUUGGCAGACAAAGAAGUGGCUCCCAAUCUUCACGAGUAUCAAAGCCCCAAUCUCCUCGAAAUCGACGGAGUGCUUCCCGUGAAGCGCUUGCCCGGGCCAGGAGACUACAGUCGGCGCGGGAGCGGUAUCAGCCCGACUAG
This is a messenger RNA of Paecilomyces variotii, 1083 nucleotides long. RefSeq names its product RING finger domain protein. Gene Ontology annotation, biological process: protein polyubiquitination; protein monoubiquitination. NCBI's taxonomy places the organism in Eukaryota, Fungi, Ascomycota, Eurotiomycetes, Eurotiales, Thermoascaceae. The transcript has 2 exons. The coding region runs from base 1 to 1083 and encodes 360 amino acids. The record is from RefSeq and is a predicted model, not a curated record. Gene Ontology annotation, molecular function: ubiquitin protein ligase activity.